AUGGUCGAAGAGAGUGGCAGUCUGCCGUUGCGCCAGGUCGUCGCCGCCCCAGCAGCAACGGCAGCAGCAUGUUGUAGCAGCAGCAGGAGGAGUAGUGCGCCGUCUCCUUUCAAGAGUGGUUCCCAAAACGGUGUCGGUGAAGCCAAAGCUUCUCCUACUAAGCACCUUAUUUCCCAGGCCAGCAGGUCUCUCGUAGGAGGGAAGAGAGGGGUGCUAGCUCUUGAGCAAAAUGAAAAGGACCAGCCAGGAAUGUGGAACCGUCCUACCAAUCGACUGCAUACUCCCCAGGGUAAAUCACCUAGAAAGUGA
Molecule: messenger RNA, 309 nt
Organism: Sporothrix schenckii 1099-18
Lineage: Eukaryota; Fungi; Ascomycota; Sordariomycetes; Ophiostomatales; Ophiostomataceae
Exons: 1
Coding region: 1-309 (102 amino acids)
Source: RefSeq, a predicted model, not a curated record